CAUAUCCAGAAGGCAAGUACAGGCGUACGUCUAGCGGUCUGAAGCGUCGAAGUAAGUCUGCAGCAGCAGUGCCAUCUCCUCGACUGGUUUCUGGUUGCCUACUGGCUGUAAGAAAGGACGUCAUACACUGCCGACUGCUGUUCAGCUGGACGCCUCGGCGCGGGUUGGACCCACAGAAGUUAGCAUGUCCAUGAGCUUUUCAGUUUAGAAGGGCUUUGAGGAGGAAUGAGGGGGGCAAGUAGCAUGCAUCGUGGCGGUGCCACCGACCGUCUUUAUUCGGCGGUCCGUGCCGCUCAGGAGGAGACCGCGCGAAAUACGCUUGAGAGGAGCCACUACCUUGUAGAGGAGGACAUAGACACGGCCUGGAGCGUACUGGUACCCAACGGCGAAACAUCCGUGACCAAAUCGGAGCUGGUGGACCGGCUGGGGCACUACAUGGCGCAGGUGGAUUUGGGCACCGUCACGCAGCUGUGUGGCGGCGGCGGACUCAUGAGCCUCGACAAACUCAAGUCCACACUGUGGAAGAACGGCGCGCCGGCACAUCCAAUCGACAUGAGCGAGGAGGCGUGGAAGCUGCUGGACCCGUACAGCCGCGGCAGUGUGGGGCUAGACACCGUGUUGCGCAUGCUCACAACCAUCGACGGCUGUGAGAAGUUGGACCCCGACGACAUGCGCGUCAUCCGGCUGCUGCUGGACCUGACGCCCGAGGACUACUCGCUGUCUCAGGCGAAUUGGGAGCAGCUGGGCAGCUGGGCGCCCAAGCUGGAGGUGCUCACGCCCGCACAGCGCAAAUUGCUCGCGUCCCGAGGGUUGGCCACGCCGGGGAAACCGACAGGUCCUGGGGCGGGCAAGCGGACACCGCAGCCGCUUCGCUAACGCUUGUUUGCGGCAGAGAGCUUGAUGUAGCCGCGGCAGGCUGGAAGGUCCUGGCGAGCCCUGUGCCUCAAGGAAGAGGUUGCGCAAGGAUGUAGUCAUGUGUAAUUUGAGGCGGGAGUUAGGUAGGCUUGCGGGAUGGGGCACGCGCACGGCGCUGAAACGCGCUGGGUGACCUGGCAAGUGGUGGGCGUCGCCCGAUGAGCGCAGCAGAAGCUGCUGACUAUCGGUGACCAUAUGCUGCGCAUAUGCCCACUUCGUUCAAGUAACUGAUUAUUAUAACGUUGUGUAACUUAGAGGAGAAAGCGAUCAAGCGUGCAAUAACGUGACUGUUUCGAGGUUGCUCUCAGACUCUUAACCGUUCACUUAGGCAAUGCUUAUCUUCAGAAGUAAAGAGAUAAAGCAACACAGCGUCCAUGGAGGAGCAAGGCGAGGCUUCGCGCCGCGAUGGUGCAUGCUCGCCGUUGUCCUGGCGAUCGUUCUUGGAGUAGACCUUGUCGCUUGUGCAAGUCGUCCCCCGCCGCGGAGG
Messenger RNA from Chlamydomonas reinhardtii, 1402 nucleotides. RefSeq lists its product as uncharacterized. The transcript is spliced from 7 exons. The coding region runs from base 226 to 876 and encodes 216 amino acids. NCBI's taxonomy places the organism in Eukaryota, Viridiplantae, Chlorophyta, Chlorophyceae, Chlamydomonadales, Chlamydomonadaceae. The record is from RefSeq and is a predicted model, not a curated record.